Ochotona princeps (American pika) is the source of this 3005-nucleotide messenger RNA. It is a transcript of the gene AGBL3, whose product is annotated as AGBL carboxypeptidase 3. Gene Ontology annotation, molecular function: zinc ion binding; metallocarboxypeptidase activity. Lineage: Eukaryota; Metazoa; Chordata; Mammalia; Lagomorpha; Ochotonidae. The record is from RefSeq and is a predicted model, not a curated record. Bases 61 to 2754 code for a protein of 897 amino acids. Gene Ontology annotation, biological process: proteolysis. The transcript is spliced from 18 exons.
AGGGGUUUGAAAUGGUCUACCCACGUAAUAAAAGCAACUUCAGGCCGGACACAGGAAGACAUGUCAGAAGAUUCAGAAAAAGGCUACUCGGACAGAACAAACAGUGACGAAGAUGAAUCAGAUGAAGAUACUUUCAUGAAAUUUGUAAGAGAAGAUAUUCGUCAGUGUGCACUUCUAACAGCUGACUCUAACGGUGACCCUUUCUUUCCUCGGACUACACAAAUAAUGCUAGAAUAUCAGCUGGGCAGAUGGGUGCCACGUCUUCGUAAACCACGGGACUUAUAUGGAGUAUCUUCUUCUGGUCCGCUGAGCCCAACAAGAUGGCCAUACCACUGUGAGGUCAUUGAUGAAAAAGUCCAGCACAUUGAUUGGACUCCUGUUAAUCCUGAGCCAGUAUAUAUUGGAACAGGUCUAGAAAUGGAGCCCCUUUAUCCAGAUUCCAAGGAAAAUACUGUGGUUUAUCUAGCUGAAGAUGCUUACAAAGAGCCCUGUUUUAUAUAUUCCCGAGUUGGAGGCAACCGAACACCCUUAAAACAGCCUGUGGUUGACUAUGACAACACUUUGAUGUUUGAAGCAAGGUUUGAGAGUGGUAAUCUACAGAAGGUAGUCAAAGUGGGAGAAUAUGAAUACCAGUUGACUGUGCGCCCUGACCUCUUCACAAAUAAACAUACCCAGUGGUACUAUUUCCAAGUUACUAAUACUCAAGCAGGAAUACUCUACAGAUUCACCAUUGUCAACUUCACCAAGCCCGCUAGUCUUUACAAUCGGGGUAUGCGCCCACUGUUCUAUUCUGAGAAAGAGGCCAAGACUCAUCAUAUUGGCUGGCAAAGAAUAGGAGACCAAAUCAAGUACUAUAGGAACAAUCUGGGCCAAAAUGGGCACCAUUAUUUUUCGCUUACAUGGACAUUUCAAUUUCCACACAACAAAGAUACCUGCUACUUUGCUCACUGCUAUCCAUACACCUACACAAAUCUACAAGAAUACCUUUCCAGCAUCAAUAAUGAUCCAGUACGGUCCAAGUUUUGUAAAAUACGUGUCUUGUGUCACACGCUUGCUAGGAACAUGGUGUAUAUUUUAACAAUCACCACCCCGAAUGCUGAAUCAAGGAAGCGGAAGGCUGUCAUUCUGACUGCACGAGUCCAUCCGGGAGAAACCAACAGCUCUUGGAUCAUGAAAGGCUUCCUUGAUUUUAUUUUAGGAAACUCAAGUGAUGCGCAUUUGCUGCGGGAUACCUUUGUCUUCAAGGUGGUACCCAUGCUGAAUCCAGAUGGCGUGAUUGUGGGAAAUUAUCGGUGCUCCUUAGUGGGACAGGACUUAAACCGCAAUUAUGCAUCUCUCCUGAAGGAAUCAUUUCCUUCUGUUUGGUAUACCCGAAACAUGAUCCGUAGAUUGAUGGAGAAGCGAGAGGUUAUUUUAUAUUGUGAUAUUCAUGGUCAUAGUAGGCAAGAGAAUAUCUUCAUGUAUGGCUGUGAUGGUAGUGACAGAUCUAAAGUUUUAUACUUACAGCAACGAAUCUUUCCUCUCAUGCUGAGCAAAAAUUGUCCAGAUAAAUUUUCAUUUUCAGCUUGCAAGUUUAAUAUUCAAAAGAGCAAGGAAGGAACAGGAAGAGUGGUGAUGUGGAGAAUGGGAAUCAGGAACAGCUUUACUAUGGAGGCCACCUUCUGUGGAUCGACUCUGGGUAAGAAACAAGGCACUCAUUUCAACACAAAAGACCUGGAGUCAAUGGGAUACCAUUUUUGUGAUUCUCUCUUGGACUAUUGUGAUCCUGACCGGACCAAGUAUUAUCAGUGCCUGAAAGAAUUAGAAGAAAUGACAAAACGUGUUCCUGCAAACUUUGAAAAAGUCUUUGAAGGGUCAUAUACUUCCCUGAUAGAAAUUUCAGUGGACCCAGAGUCGAGCAGUCAAGGCUCUGAUAGUUCCGGAUCAGACUCACAGAAUUAUCUUCUCCAGUUAACUCCCCAGGUGUAUGAUACAGAAUAUUUACUGAAAAUGCAAAAAGAAUCAAAUUCAGAAGUGAAAGAUGCAAAACCAAAUAUAUCAGAUGAUUAUAUGGUUGGUUAUUUAAGAAGACAGCUGCCAAGUCAAGAUUUGGUUAAAAUACCUGGAAAAGGAUCUUCUUGGCUUCUAAAAAAAUAUUUCAGCUCUGGAAGUAACAUUCAAAGUCUUAAAGACCAAGAGAGGCAUGUUUUAGAAAUCAAUGAGAGGCCAAUCCAUGGAACAAUUCAACCUGAGGGAACUGAUUUGUAUGAAAACUGCCUCAAGGUAACAUCCUUCAAGUGUCCCAUGAGCAAACGGACUUCCAAUUGGACUGAGAAAACAAAGAUAUCAACAGAUCUACAUCACAGCUUAAAGAACAGAAUGAAAGAAUGCACAUCUUUCCCAAGCAGGAAGACUGAUACAAAUUGGACUGAUGAUGAAAAAGAAUCCUACAGGGAUAAAAGAAUAGCUCAAACUCAAGAAACAUUACAGGAUUUGCUUCCUGUCAUGCAAAGCACAAAAAGUAAGCCACCUGCUCAGUUAAAGCAGCUACUCAACCCAAGACACAACAUCCAAACUCAACAUCAACUAAGUUCAGCUACAUGCAUUAAUAUGAAGAGAUACAGCACAUCUUGGACACCACCCGGAAGUGUUACUUUUAUGUCCCAAAGAAAUCUUGUAGAAGACCAUUCAGAAUGGUUUUAUUCUGUGCCCCAGAGGUCUCAUGAAAGCUUGUCACAACUUAAGGGCCCUAAGAAGAAGAAAAAGCAUCCUUAGUUCUGGCACCCAAAGAUGGAAGACAGGAAAAGUUUCAGCAGAGAUUGGGAGACUGUACCCUCAACUAUUGAAAUAGAAGCAAAUAGAAAAGCUACGAAUCUCCAAACUGAAGAAUCUGGCCAGCAAAGCACUAAGCAGAAAGCCCCCCAUCCAGUCAAAAGUAAGAAUGAACGGCCAAAAAAAUGGUGAUGGAAAACCAGCCUUCCCUCCAGAUUUCCAAUGGAACAGUUAAUCCAGCUUUCUGCUGCCCU